GGGUUUAUCAAAUUCUAGGGUUUCUGCAACCCCUUUGCUUUCAAGUUCUGAUCCAUGGAGGUCGCUGACUCAAAUCACUCCAAACACAAGAAGAAGAAGAAGAACCAAACCGUUGAAGGCAAGUUUCGCCACGACCUGGACAUCUGCUCCAAGAACAAAGACCUAACCGGCGCGAUUUCUCUCUACGAUUCCGCGGUUUCUCAGAACAUUCGCCUCAACCAAUACCAUUUCAAUGCUUUUCUCUAUAUAUGCUCCAACUCCGUAUCGGACUCCUCGGAGGUGGUGGAAAACUCAUCAAAGAACUCCGCAUUCGAAUUCGGAUUCCGAAUAUGGGACCAGAUGCUCUCGAAUGGGGUCAAGCCGACGGAGGCGACGAUGACGGCCGUAGCGAGGCUGGCUUCCGCGAAGGGCGACGGAGACCGCGCGUUCGAGCUGGUGAAGAGUAUGGGGAAGUACGGGGCUUCUCCGAGGCUACGGUCAUAUGAUCCGGCAUUGGUGUGCUAUUGUAAGAAUUUGGAGGCCGAGAAGGCGUAUAAUGUUGAGGAGCACAUGGUUUCCGCCGGUGUGAACCCGGAGGAGCUAGAGCUCGCGGCGCUCUUGAAGGUUAGUGUGGAAACGGGGAAUGAGAAGAAGGUUUACCAGUAUUUCCACAAGCUGAGAGCUAACUUGAGGUUGGUGAGUGAAUCCACGGCGGAGAUUAUUGAGGAUUGGUUUGGUGGAGCAGUAGCUGCUGAGACCGGUGUUUCGAAUUGGGAUAAAAGUCGCGUUAAAGAAGCGAUUUUAAGGAAUGGAGGUGGGUGGCACGGCAUGGGGUGGCUAGGGACGGGGAAAUGGGUUGUUCGUAGGUCCAAUGUGGAUUCAGCGGGCCACUGUCUCUCCUGCGAGCAGCAUUUGGAUUGUGUUGAUAUUGAUAGGGCAGAGACUGAAAAGUUUUCCCAGUCGGUGGCUUCUUUAGCAAUGGAAAGGGAGGUGCAGUCUAAUUUCAGAAAUUUUCAGGACUGGCUAGAGAAACAUCCUGAAUAUGAAGCUAUAGUGGAUGGAGCAAAUAUUGGACUCUACCAACAGAAUUUUGCGGAUGGUGGAUUUUGCAUUUCUCAGCUUGAUGCUGCAGUGAAGGAAUUGCAUAACAGGAGCAACAAAUGGCCACUUGUUAUCUUGCACAGUAAACGGAUUAGGACACUUCUGGAAAAUGCUUCCAAUAGGGAGUUGCUUCAGGAGUGGAUGGAUCAAGGACUGCUCUAUGGGACCCCAUAUGGAUCCAAUGAUGAUUGGUACUGGCUGUAUGCAGCUGUCAAGCUCAAGUGUUUGCUUGUGACAAAUGAUGAAAUGCGAGAUCACAUUUUUGAACUCCUAGCCAGAAACUUCUUCCUGAAGUGGAAAGAAAGGCAUCAAGUUCGGUACAACUUUGCAAAAGGUAACUUAAAGCUUCAUAUGCCUCCAUCAUAUUCUGUUGUCAUUCAGGAGUCAAAGGAGGGAGCAUGGCAUGUGCCUAUAGCUGGUGAACAUAGUGAUGAGUCUUCAAGAACUUGGCUCUGCAUCACCAGGGCAGGUCCUGCUGAUGCUUCUAAUGAAGGAGGUCCUGUCUCCAAAGGCACUUCGGAAAUUGCCCAAUUGUCUGAUAACAAUAUGGUACUGAAUCCAUCCGACUCGAAGAAUAAUAAUUUACAUGACAUACAAGAUUCUUUCGAGACUCUGAAUUCUAAAACUGGAUCUGUAAUGGGAAAAAGAAAGGAGAGAGAUUCAUAAUCCUCGGAAUGAUUUUCAGUUCUUUUUUUUUUUUUUUUGGGGGGGGGGGGGGGGGGGGGGGGUUGCCUUGGGUUUGAAGAUUUCAUAAUCCUCUGUUUUUAUUUUCUGUUACUUCUGUUGUGUACUUUAAUUGUUAUUUCUGGUUCAAAUAUUUAAUUUAAAGAAAUGGUGUUUCUUUCU
Molecule: messenger RNA, 1926 nt
Organism: Diospyros lotus (date-plum)
Lineage: Eukaryota; Viridiplantae; Streptophyta; Magnoliopsida; Ericales; Ebenaceae
Product: proteinaceous RNase P 2-like
Exons: 6
Coding region: 55-1746 (563 amino acids)
Biological process (GO): tRNA 5'-leader removal
Molecular function (GO): protein binding; ribonuclease P activity
Source: RefSeq, a predicted model, not a curated record